Molecule: messenger RNA, 1446 nt
Organism: Pungitius pungitius (ninespine stickleback)
Lineage: Eukaryota; Metazoa; Chordata; Actinopteri; Perciformes; Gasterosteidae
Product: homeobox protein HMX1-like
Exons: 3
Coding region: 98-1114 (338 amino acids)
Biological process (GO): negative regulation of DNA-templated transcription; regulation of transcription by RNA polymerase II
Cellular component (GO): nucleus
Molecular function (GO): RNA polymerase II transcription regulatory region sequence-specific DNA binding; DNA-binding transcription factor activity, RNA polymerase II-specific
Source: RefSeq, a predicted model, not a curated record
CGUCUCGUGAUGUUGUGUGUGUGUUUUCUUUCUGGAGUAAUUCCGCGUCGCUUCUAAACGAAAUAUCGGUCAGGAUCUAAGCAGAGCUCUCAGCUGCAUGCGUGGACGGCUGCGGGAUGGUUUCACGCGGAGCGCGGCACACUCCCGGCUGGAAGCAAGGCACAUUCCUGGCGAGGAUUUCGUAAAAAAAAAAAAAAAAUCCAUAUCCGGGAUAUUUCUUUUUUUUUUAAAGAUGAAAGCUACUUGGGAGCGCACUGCCGAGGUCAACAUGCCCGACGACGAGGUGCCGAGAUCGAAGCUCGGUCCUCCGUCGAGAGGGUCCUCUUUUUACAUCGAGAAUCUGCUGCGGAUCGCGCACAGCGGGGCUCCACCGGAGGAGCGCGUGGAGAGCCCGAGCCCGAAAGUUACCGGCCACGGCGCGGCGAUCUCUCCGGGACAGCGGACGCAACGCGCGCACGGCGGGGAGGCGCCGAACCGGAGCGCGACGUCCCCAAACUCGGCGUGCGCCGCUUGGAGAAGUCUACCGUGCAAAGAUGAACAAACGGACCCUGUGUCGACGAGCGACCGGGAUUCCCCGACUCCAGCGGGACGGGCGGACAUGGACGAGCCGGAGGAGAGGGGGGACGAUAGUUUGACGGACGACAGAGAGGAGGACGACGCGCACUCCUCCUACAGCUGUGAUACAGCCGACAUGAAAGUGGCGCGGAAGAAGAAGACCCGCACCGUGUUCAGCCGGAGUCAGGUGUUCCAGCUGGAGUCCACUUUCGACCUGAAGCGCUACCUGAGCAGCUCGGAGCGAGCCGGGCUGGCCGCGUCGCUCCAGCUCACCGAGACCCAGGUGAAGAUCUGGUUCCAAAACCGCAGGAACAAGUGGAAGAGGCAGAUCGCCGCGGACGUGGAGUCCGGCGGCGCCGGCGUCCCCUUCGGCGCCCGGAGGGUGGUCCGAGUUCCCGUGUUGUAUCGCGAGAGCGUCGCGGCCCCCGGGCCGCCGAGCGGCCUGCCCCACGUGAGGUCGACCAUGGUAGGCUUCUCCAACGCCAUCAACUACCCAUUGACUUCCCACUUCGCCUACCCCAUGUCGUUCCUAACGCCACAGAUGACUGGACUGGUGUGACUUUGAGGGUGGAGGGACCAAUACUCGUUGCUCUUUGGACACUGAAGUAAAUCAAAUAAAGAUGCUGCAAAAAUAUAGUUUUUUCGUUCAGUUUCAUACGGCAUCAGAGUCGAUUCGUCCUUUCUUUAUGGUUUCAGAGGUGAAAUGAACCAUCAUGAUCUUUGAAUGGCUGCUUUAACCCUUUAAACAAGACUCGCUUUCCCCGUGGUUGUUUCGCAAUUUAUUUUAAGUCAUUUUAAGAUUUAGUGCAAAAUAAAGAAAUGGACAUUUUUAAAACCGCAAUAAUAAUCUGUCUACAAUCACAUCCUCUGUCCUAUCCAGAGCAUAUUUCA